AUGGCAGGACAGUCCAAGGUCGCUCCUCUCCCUCCGUGGGGCUAUGCAGUCGCCGGCUCUGCUGGCGCUGUGGUCGCGAACGCGCUCGUCUAUCCGCUCGACAUCGUCAAGACCCGUCUCCAAGUCCAGGUCAAGCAGACCAAAUCCGCCGACAGCGCUAGCAACCCCGCCGACGACCAGCACUACACCUCGACUUGGGACGCCAUUACCAAAAUCGUGAAUAACGAUGGCCUCGCCGGACUCUACGCUGGCAUGCCUGGCUCUCUGCUUGGUGUCGCCUCCACGAACUUCGCCUACUUCUACUGGUACACUAUCGUGCGGACCCUAUACCUCUCGAGCCAGAAGGUUCCCAAAGCUCCGAGUACGGCCGUAGAGCUUAGCUUGGGGGCGGUCGCUGGUGCCGUUGCGCAGCUGUUUACUAUUCCGGUCGCUGUGGUCACUACCAGACAACAAACGCAGUCAAAGAGUGAGCGGAAGGGCCUCCUGGAUACGGGUCGCGAAAUCAUCGCAAGUGAGGAUGGAUGGACCGGCCUUUGGAGAGGACUGAAGGCUAGCUUGGUCCUGGUUGUGAACCCUGCCAUUACCUAUGGCGCAUACCAGAGGCUAAGGGAAAGCCUUUUCCCUGGCAAGGCCACCUUGAAGCCUUGGGAAUCAUUCUUGCUUGGCUCUCUUUCUAAGGCGCUGGCCACUAUCGCUACCCAGCCACUUAUCGUUGCCAAGGUCGGUCUUCAGUCCAAGCCCCCGCCAGCGCGCCAGGGAAAGCCCUUCAAGACUUUCAUUGAAGUCAUGGCUUUCAUUAUCGAGCACGAAGGUCCGCUCGGCUUGUUCAAGGGUAUCGGUCCCCAGAUUCUCAAGGGUCUGCUGGUGCAGGGCUUCUUGAUGAUGACCAAGGAGCGCGUGGAACUGAUGUUCAUCGUUCUUUUCCGCUAUGUCCGGAAGAUCCGCGAAGAGCAGCUGAAGAAGGCUGCUGCAAUUGUGGCCGAGAAGGCAGCCAAGGCGGCGCCUCAGGUGUCGGAGCAGGUGAAGAAGGUUGCUCCGGUCACUAUGAAAUGA
Messenger RNA from Lasiodiplodia theobromae, 1053 nucleotides. Its product is annotated as Peroxisomal carrier. The record is from RefSeq and is a predicted model, not a curated record. Gene Ontology annotation, biological process: transmembrane transport. Lineage: Eukaryota; Fungi; Ascomycota; Dothideomycetes; Botryosphaeriales; Botryosphaeriaceae. The coding region runs from base 1 to 1053 and encodes 350 amino acids. The transcript is spliced from 3 exons.